AUGGGUAAAGAAAGAUGGUCUCAACGAGCUGUAUGUUGCUUGUUGCUUAUGGCAUUAAUGGCGAGGAACCAUGCUGCAGUCGUUGAUGUAAAAACUAAAGGUGCCAAGGGCGAUGGUAAAACCAAUGAUGGCCCGGCGAUAGUGGAUGCUUGGAAAGCAGCAUGUGCAGGACCUCCGCCAAGCUCGGUGUUGUUUCCUCCAGGGAUUUAUAUGGCAUUUCCUCCAAUUGAUUUAAUGGGUCCAUGCAAGGGUCCAAUUGAGUUCAAGGCCACUGGAGCCACCAUCAAGGCCCCACCUGAGCUUGCAAAGUUUAAAACCGAUGCUUGGAUCUGGUUCACGAAAGUUGAUAGCUUGACUAUGACAGGUGGUACAUAUGAUGGCCAAGGCCAGGAAACUUGGAAGAAUAACAAAUGCUCAACUAGUGGAACUUGCUCGUUACCAUCCACUAUCAAAUUGAGUUUCGUGAAGAAUGCAUUGGUGAAAGACGUAACAUCUGCCAAUGCCAAGUUCUUCCACAUGUUUAUAGUGGAUUGUGAGAACACCCGCCUUGACCACGUUACCAUUGACGCACCGGGAAACAGUGUCAACACGGAUGGAAUUCACGUCGGAAGGGUAAGUGGAGUCAACAUCACAGACACAAAUAUAAAGACUGGCGAUGAUUGCAUUUCUUUUGGAGAUGGAAGCAAGAACGUUCAUGUGGAGCGAGUGACGUGCGGACCAGGUCAUGGCAUCAGUAUCGGGAGCCUGGGCAGAUACCCAAAUGAAGCACCUGUAGCAGGAAUCUGGAUUAAAAACUGCACAUUCACUGGCACCUUGAACGGAGUGAGGAUCAAGACCUGGCCUGGGGGUACACCGGGAACUGCCAGCGACAUGCAUUUUGAUGAUAUCAUCAUGACCAAUGUGGGAACUCCCAUAUUGAUCGAUCAACUAUAUUGCCCUUAUAGUCCAUGCCAGAAAGGACCGUCGAAAGUGAAGAUAUCGAAUGUGAGCUUUAGGAAGAUCAGAGGAAGCUCAUCAACUAAGAUAGCAAUAAGGCUUGCUUGCAGCCCUGGGUUACCAUGCGACAACGUGGAGGUGGCUGAUAUCAACCUCACAUUCAAAGGACCUGGAGGACCUGCCACCUCUGAGUGUUCUAGCGUCAAACCCAAAGUCGUCGGUCAAGUCGUCCCUCCGGCUUGUCCAGGUGGCCCGAAAUAA
Cynara cardunculus var. scolymus (artichoke) is the source of this 1197-nucleotide messenger RNA. RefSeq names its product exopolygalacturonase-like. NCBI's taxonomy places the organism in Eukaryota, Viridiplantae, Streptophyta, Magnoliopsida, Asterales, Asteraceae. Bases 1 to 1197 code for a protein of 398 amino acids. Gene Ontology annotation, biological process: carbohydrate metabolic process. Gene Ontology annotation, molecular function: polygalacturonase activity. The transcript has 4 exons. The record is from RefSeq and is a predicted model, not a curated record.